This is a messenger RNA of Rotaria sordida, 2445 nucleotides long. The record is from the annotation of a GenBank genome assembly. Lineage: Eukaryota; Metazoa; Rotifera; Eurotatoria; Philodinida; Philodinidae.
AUGUUUGCACGUAAUCGUGACACAGCAAGUUCUUCACAACUGAAAGAAAAACUCGGACAUCAAUUGACUUUAAUGUGUUGUAAAGAUCUUCUUCCAUUUUCAAUUGUUGAAAAUGAAGGUUUCCUAGAUUUCUUAAUCUCUAACAAAAUCGUUAAUGCGAAAUAUGAUAUUCCAUCACGAACUACCUUAUCACCUCUGAAUCUUAAUAAAAUUUAUAAUGUAUGUCUUGAUAAAACAAAAGAACAAAUAAAGUUAUCAACAAACUACCCGACGAUAACAUGUGAUGCAUGGACUGACAAUUUAAGAACGCAACCAUUUAAUGAAGCUCAUACAGAUGAAUCAAUAAAAGAUCUUGUAUCGAAUGUUUUAAUUGAAUUUGGUAUAAAUCCAAAUAGUGUGUCGGAUAAAGAUGCAAAUAUGCGCAAAGCUUGGAGAUUGUUAAAUGUUAUUCAUAUAUUUUGUGUUGAUCAUGGAAUUCACAAUUUGUUAAUGAAGGAUUGUUUUCAUAAUAUGAAUUACGUUUCAGAAAUAUUAGAUAAAAUUCAAUCAAUUAUUAACAAGCUUCAUUAUCAUCAACAUGAACUUGAAAAUGAAUAUUUUCGAUCGAAUGAAAAACGUUUUAAUGAUUUGCUUUUAUCCAUUGAUAAAACUGAUGAAAUCAUAGAUGCAGAUUUAGCUUCGACAUAUAUUGAUGCUGAUGAUACACAAGUAUUGAAUAAAAAAUUUCAAAAUGAUAAUUUAGAAGCAUUACGAUUAUCAGAUGAUUUAAAAUUCAGAUUUCACACUUUGAAAAAACGUAUUGUAACAUGUUGGAACACAGUUUUGAUUAUGCUUCGCUCCUAUGCUGAUAACAUACUUGGUAUUGAAGUUAUACUCGGUCGAUUAAAACAUUUCGACUUAAUAUUAACUGCUGCUGAAAAUGAAAUUGUUCGUGAUUUAAUUCAAUUUCUUUCUUUAUUUGAAUCAACAACUACGAUUCUAUCAGCAUCAAAAUCUUAUCCAACUAUCAGUUUAUGCUUACUGUUAAGAAUAAUCGAUAUAAGUCGUUAUUUAACUCAAUGUCAUACUACAAAAGAAUUAAUAUUAUCUGAAAUGAUUAAACAGUUCAAAAUCAAUCAUUUUACACAAGCAUUUGCAACAAACAAUGCAUCAAUAUCAUCCCCAUCACAAUCGUGUUCAUCAAUAACAACAACAGCAACAUCACACUCAAAUCCAUCAACAACAGCAUCAUCUACUUCAAUGAAAUGCAAUUUGUCAGUGGAAAGUUUAAAUUCACCGGUAAAACACUUGAAAAAACUUAAAGAAAAUUUAAUUCAGAAACACAAACCACCAUCAACAUCUGGUUUUGAUCCUAUUCUGGACGAAAUACAAAAUUAUUUACAAUUAGAUAUUAGUUAUGAUGAUGUGCUUCAAUUUUGGCGAUCAUCAGGAAAUGCAUUCCCUCAUCUAAAAAGACUUGCUCAAAUUGUUCUUGCUGUUCCUGCAACAUCGACUCCAAGCGAACAAGUCUUUUCAACAACUGGAGUACAACGUCUUUGCAAAGCUCUCGAACAAAACAAAACACUAAAAACACUGGACCUUAGCCACAAUCAAACCGGUGAUGAAGGAGCACAACAUCUUGGCAAAGUUCUCGAACAAAACAAAACGCUAACAACACUGAAUCUUCGUAGCAAUAAAAUCAGUCAUGAAGGAGCACGACAUCUUAGCAAAGGUCUCGAACAAAAUCGAACACUAACUACACUGGAUCUUAGCUACAAUCAUAUUGGUCAUCAAGGAAUACAACAUCUUAGCAAAGCUCUCGAGCAAAACCAAACUGUAACCACACUCACCCUCUAUCAAGCUGAAAUUGGUGAUGAAGGAGCACAACAUCUUGGUAAAGCUCUAGAACAAAAUAAACAGACACUAAACACAAUGGAUCUUAGUCACAAUCAAAUCGGUGAUGAAGGAGCACAACAUCUUGGCAAAGCUCUCGAAAAAAACCAAACACUAACCACAUUGGAUCUUAGCCGCAAUCAAAUCGAUGAUGAAGGAGUACAACAUAUUGGCAAAGCUCUCGAGCAAAACCAAACAGUAGCCACAUUGAACCUGAGCUACAAUCGAAUAGGUCAUCAAGGGGCACAAUAUCUUGGUAGAGCUCUGAAAGAAAACCAAGCACUAACCACGCUGGAUCUCAAUUGCAAUCAAAUCGGUACUCAAGGAGCACAAUACCUUGGCAAAGCUCUCGAACGAAACCAAACCCUAAUCACAUUGAACCUUAAUGACAAUGAAAUUGAUGUUCAAGGAGCACAACAUCUUGCGAAAGCUCUCGAACAAAAUCAAACACUAAUCACACUGAAUCUCUUUGACAAUCAACUCAGUCGUCAAGGAGCAGAACGGCUUGCCAAUGCUCGACAACAAAAUCGAAUACAAUUUGUAUUUUUGGAUGAUGACAUGGAUGACUUCUAA